This is a messenger RNA of Giardia duodenalis, 5580 nucleotides long. RefSeq names its product putative Transcriptional activator. Gene Ontology annotation, biological process: DNA repair. The coding region runs from base 1 to 5580 and encodes 1859 amino acids. NCBI's taxonomy places the organism in Eukaryota, Fornicata, Diplomonadida, Hexamitidae. Gene Ontology annotation, cellular component: Ino80 complex. The record is from RefSeq and is a predicted model, not a curated record. Gene Ontology annotation, molecular function: histone binding; ATP binding; ATP hydrolysis activity. The transcript has a single exon.
AUGGACCCACUUUCCAGGAGCUCGGUGGCCCCGCAGUCUUGUGGUACAUCUGCACUGUCCCCUAGAGAGCUUGCACAGCACCUUUAUCAAAUGUAUGUUCUCCCGCAGCGGGUUGGGCCUUCUUUGGCGUAUGCUGCAUCACACGCGCCUUCCAACGAAACGUCCGCAUGCCCUGCUCCAGAGAAACCGCAGGAAGCUAAGGACAUUCAGCAACUCUUUUAUGAUCGAGAUACUUGGACUGAGCUUUACCACUCGAUUGCUAUCCAGCAGAGAGAGCUCCUAUCUCGCAUACAGUUGGAAGCUCUUGAUCACUACGGCCGUCUUUCGAUGCCUCCUCUCUCGAGACCAUAUGAUUGCGAGAAUCUUUCUGCAGAUGUUAUCUCCUCGUGUACCUUUGAAAUAUGCGAAUAUCUACAAGGAGAACGCGCACUUGCUCCCAUGGAAGAUCCUUUUCCUCCAAUUAACGACGACACAGAGAAGUUUCUACUGACAUGUGUACAUACAUCCUUGGACGUCAUGGACGCUCCCGUGGGUACCGCUCCAGUACUUCCUACCCCAACAUAUUCGUUUGAUAACUUGCUACAAAGACCAUGCUGUAUUGAUUGGAGUAUAUUCUACCUUUCCUCAAACCGUGCAGAACCAUAUACAGAGGUAAGUAUAGCAGAUAUUCUGUCACUGCCCUCAAAUUUAGUCUCUAAAGUUCCUCGUGAUACCAGCACAAUUUUUGUUGACAUCCACAGAUUGUUGUUUCAAUGUAUCAAGCAUGCAAGCUCCAUGCUGACACGUUCCUUUGGUCUUGAUAGCAGCACUCCUCCUUGUUUUAGAACUAGCACUGCAGCAACAUUAUCAGCCAAUGAAUUCUGGUCUCUGCAGGUCCUUACUGACCGGCCCCAAGCAUAUCUUCUGUUAGUUCCGUCGACCUUCCAGUCUUCCCAGUUUUCGGCAAAUAUCUAUCUUUGCUUCCUUUCUCUCUUCUUUACCUCAUAUAUUGGGUUAGCCCAGCUCUUAUUUGAGAGGGUCUCUGACUUCAGCAAUCUUUAUACUUUGCACUCUAUUUCUUUUUUCCAAUCACCUGCCAUUGAACAUGAAGAUCAAGACAUGCUCACAUCUAUGCAAUUCCUUCAUUUGCCUUUGCUUGAGAACUUUAGCCAAGUAUUCACAUCGUACAACGCGCUGCUUUUUCUUCUCAGUGACACAUCCAUUCAGUCACAAAUUUUACAGACCAAUGUAGCUGUUGGUCUUACUGCACUUGAUUCAUCUGUUCUUAGUACACUUGAGGUCAUGACCAAUGAAGAAUCCUUGCUUCUUACUCUUACUUUGUGCAAGAAGCUGGGCACUAAUCUUAAGAACUAUGGUGGAUUUUCCCAACGACUUCUUUACAUAGAUGCCAAAGAGCGCUAUUCACAAAAUAUAAGUGCCCUUCCAUAUCCCUCUUGGGUGCAGUUCUGUCGUGGUAGCCUUUCUUGGUAUGAAGACUAUGGAUUACACAGUAUCACCCCACAUGCUUGUCUGUAUCCAUUGCUUACUGAAACACCGUCGUCUCUGAUAAGUAAUACAGGGAAGGAGUUUCACUACGACCCACAACUAUCAUCUUAUUGUACCAAGGAAGCACUUAGUAACAGUACCUUUCUUCAACGCUCGAUUCCUCUUAAGCCGCUUCGUGUUUCUACCCUUCGCCACCAUGACACAUCCCUGAAAUCAUCACGGACAAAGCGACGAACGGUACCAGACGUUCAAAAGAGAUCUCGCAGCCAUGACCAGUCCUCCGAUCUUAAGGAUAUAGGCAAUAGUCACUCCGCAGCCUGGGCUCUGACAGACGCCCUCCAUCAAGGGAGUGCCUUAGGUCUAAAUCCAGGUACUACCGACGGGGGGAUACUCACGAUCAAUUCGCUCAGUCAACUAGCAAUUGGUAGCACCACUGAGUUUAAGACGCUAUACAAUCAUACAGACGAAUAUAUCGAUAGUGCGGUAACCCUCUUCGACUAUACAAAUUAUUCAUUUGAAGAACGAUUACAGCGAAACAAGGCUUUUCUACCACCACAUGUGAUAACAGCAACAACAAUCCAGAACAGGUUGAUUUCCUAUGCCACAAAGCACAUGAUGAAGCGUCUUCGUAGUAACAAACAAGCAUUCGCGCCUGGCGCAGAGUUAGCCAGAAUCCGUCGCGUAGUAAAAGACCAAAUAUCAACGUAUAAGAGGCUACUGAGAGAGGGACGCGACGCUUACAACAGAGACUCUAAAAUUCGAGUUAAGCUAGAGUCUAAAAGAGCAGAGCAACUACAGGAGAAGCAUCAAAGAGAGAGGCUUGACUUUUUGAUAAGGCAGACCGAACAAUACACAUUUGAUAAUAUAAAAUCUAAAACAGGGGUGACUCUGGUGAACACAGGAGCGGAAAAGGCAAACCUGGAUAGCACCGAUUUGUUUAAACUAAAGAUUCUACGAGAAGACCUUGAGAACGAGUACACUGACGAAGAAGAGGCGCUUUCAAAGGCAAAGGAUAAUCCAAGGACUCUAAACAUAAGCGGGCUCAAUAUUGACUUAAAGAAGCAGCCGACGAAGUUUAUUGGCAAGCUUAAGAAAUACCAAAUUAUCGGUUUCUCAUGGCUUGUCAAUCGGUUUGAACUGGAACUAAAUUCCAUUCUAUCAGAUGAAAUGGGGCUGGGAAAAUCUGUCCAAACAAUUGCAUUUUUUCAACAUCUGGUCGAAAAGUAUCAUUAUCAUGGCCCGUUCCUAAUCAUAGCACCCAACUCUCUUCUGAUAAACUGGAUAAAGGAGCUUAAGAAGUUUGUGCCUAGUUUACUUUUGUGGCCGUAUUGGGGAACCCAGCGGGAAAGGAUGCUCAUCAAACGUGGAUGGGCCACGACUCUGAACUUUGGCCACAACAUAGAUACUGCCAUGGAAAAGAACGAAAGUGUCCUGGGGAAAUCCGACUCAAUCUUACAUGUUGUUAUAACUUCAUAUCAGAUAGCAGUGUCUGACAUAAAGACCCUUGCAGCGAUACCGUGGAAGACAAUAGUGCUGGACGAAGCCCAGCUUAUUAAGUCCAGUGGAACGCAACGUUGGAGGACUAUCAUGAAGUACAAGUCGCGCUGCAAGGUGUUGCUGAGUGGUACGCCUAUUCAGAACUCACUCGAAGAGCUCUGGGCUUUAUUGCACUUUGUCAUGCCAGAGCUUUUCGAGCGGAAGGAUGACUUUGCAGAGUGGUUUAGUAAAGAUAUUGAGUCUGCAGCUAGUAGGCUUGGUGCAGUCAAGUUAAAUGCAGACCAACUUCGCCGCCUUCAGGGAAUCCUUGCACCCUUUGUUUUACGCCGUGUAAAAGGAGAUGUAGAGAAGGAUCUGGGAUCAAAGAAAGAAAUAAUUAUCAAGUGCUCAAUGAGCUAUCAUCAGGCACGGUUGUACAAGACUGUUCAGCAGCAGUUUUCCCUAGAUACCAUGCGCAGCUCUAAAGAUGACGCAGACAUUAGAAAUAUUGUCAUGCAAUUGAGAAAAAUAUGCUGCCAUCCAGAUCUCUUUGAACACACUAGUUCCGUGGGUCCGUUUAUGCUUUAUUUCUUCAUCUCACAGUCUAGAUGGUGCCAAGGAACAAAGUACUUAGAGGUUAUGAAGGCUGACAUGGAGGGAGACCCUGAUGAUGACGAUGACAGACUAUCAACUGUGACCUCAGCAACAGGCUUGGUGGCAGCUGGCCAGAAGCAGCAGAAAAACUUGCGUCGUGUAUCUACAUCCAGUCAGACCUCUGGUCUGGCCGGGGUGUCAUCACUAUCUUCUAUUCACAAUGGACCUGCUGCCCAAGAUGCUGUGCUUCCUACGACUUCUAGUAUGCCACUUAUUUCUGGGUUGAGUGAUCUUCCUGGAGUGUUCCAACUUGAUGGAGACCAGAUAUCCACAGUUGAUUCCCAGUCUUCACUAGUAGCUACAGGAGCAGACGAUUCUUUAGGAAAUAGUAAGCUGCUUAAUGCGCGUAGAGAUUUAAUUUUCAAGCGUACUGCGCAGAGCGAUGUAGAGGCGUUUACAGAUAUCUUUGUCAAGAUAGGAAUACCAGAUAUAGCACGCGCCAAUUAUAUUGGACGUCGCAUCAACCCAUCGAACGCAUGUAGUGACAUAGAACUUUCCCUUCCCUCACCUGUUCUCCUUGGAUUCUGUAGUGACCUCGCUCAAAAGAUCCUAGAGUGUACCAUAGCAAAAUACUUUAACAUUUGGAAUACUGAUGUACCUGUUUUGCGGACAAUUUCGAGAUUUUUAGCCCUUUCGGUUCAGGAUUUGGGGUUCUUAGCAUAUUGUCCUUUGCUUAUUGCACACAAUGCAGCAUGGCCAGCUCUAUUCCCGAUGAUAGCACAUUUCCCCUUCGACACGAAGUAUGAAACAAGGUUUUCUAUAGUGUUACAUCUGUAUAGUCUAAUUGGAAGCCAGCUCAUGUCUUUUGAUAGAUCGAUUCUUUCUAGUACUUUCUCAUCAACGCUGCCAUCCAUCUUGGUUAAUCCUUCCAGUCUUUUAAUAGUUUCUCCAAUGUCUCAUCUCUUGGUUUCUGAUGCCCUUGAAAACGGCCAAUCAGACACCUCAGCUGAGCACUUUGCCAUCGAAAAGACUAGCUGUGUUUUCACUAAUACACUUUCUAAAGAAUAUCAUGUAAGGUAUACUCAGAGGGAUCUCCUGGCGCUGCAUCAGUUCAAGCAGCAUUGGCUGAUAAAGGCGGCAAACGAUUUUCUAGAAAGCCAACAUCUCAAUCAUUUGUUGGUCUAUGAUGCUAUAGCACCUAAGGUCUUUGGGCUGCAACCUCAGGUCCAUAUCCCGACUAUCUUUAAACCGAUGCAUACUCACGACGUACAGGCUCUCCUGCGAGGCGAGGAGCUUUAUCGAGAAAGCACGUUUAUGGGAUCUCUAAUUACACCUCAGUCCUACCUUCCUCUUAAGCUAUAUGAUCAAAAGUACGUAAGCAACUCUUUGCUAAACUGCCCCGUUUAUUCUAAGUCUGUUCUCCGUCUAAUAAAGGACUCAGGAAAACUGACAGCCCUCGAUAAACUUCUGCACAACCUGUACAAGACGCGUGAGCCUGUUUUGAUCUAUUGUCAGAUGACCAAAAUGCUUGAUCUUCUAGAGGACUACCUAGUUUUCAGGCGCUACAACUACGUGCGCUUGGACGGAGGUGAUGCGGUAAAUAAGCGAGGGCAGAUUGUAGAGCGCUUUAUGACGGAUGACACCAUCUUUGUUUUCCUACUGAGCACAAGGGCAGCAUCUUUAGGUCUUAACUUGACAAGGGCAAGCACUGUUAUCUUCUAUGAAAAUGAUUGGAACCCCACACAAGAUGCCCAGGCAAUGGACCGGGUUCAUCGUUUAGGUCAGAAGAAGUCAGUCGUUAUCUAUCGGCUUGUCACAGAAGGCAGCAUUGACGAGAAGAUAUUGGAAAAAGCAAGAAGCAAGGAGAUUGUCCAAGAGUUGGUCCUUCGAGGACAGAGACGUGAUGAAUUCGGAAAUCUGGUGCAUGUGGAUGCCUAUGAUAACCAGCCUAGCAAGACUAAUGUGCGACGUAUGACGAGAGACGACUAUCUGGACCUUCUUCUUCCGUCCAAAGGAGACAAAUGA